Striga hermonthica is the source of this 447-nucleotide messenger RNA. Lineage: Eukaryota; Viridiplantae; Streptophyta; Magnoliopsida; Lamiales; Orobanchaceae. The record is from the annotation of a GenBank genome assembly.
AUGCAGAUCUUCGUGAAAACUUUGACAGGUAAAACGGUAACACUCGAGGUCGAAUCGUGCGACUCCAUCGACAACGUUAAGGCUGAAAUUCACGACAAGGAAGGAAUCCCGGAGGAUCAACAACGUUUGAUUUUCGCCGGAAAACAGCUUGAAGAUGGUCGGAUUCUUUCCGAUUACAACAUUCAAAAAGAGUCUACUUUGCAUUUGGUUCUGAGGCUGAGGGGCGGUCUUCCCAAUCGUUAUAAAUAUGACCCAUCUCUCAUGCAGUUGGCUUAUAAAUACAUUCUCAACAAGCAAAUUUGCCGCAAAUGCUAUGCUCGGCUGCCCCCUCGGGCGACCAACUGCAGGAAGAAAAAGUGUGGGCACAGCAAUCAGCUGAGACCAAAGUCAACCAAGAGCAUCCAUGCAGGCUUCUCUUGGAUUUUGGCUCUGUUGUUGCAAUGCUAA